GAAAAGUCCUGAUUCAUAUUCAAAUGAAGCCAAGAAGAAGCUCUUUGCAUCCUGUCAUUGUCAAAGCCCCACUUCCUCGUCACCCCACAAUAUAACACCUAAACCAACAACCACGACAAUAGAUUAACAACCCUUUUAAGUAAUCUGCUUGAUAAUGACACAAUCAUAAUAAUAGCUCUACCAUCUCACCUUCCUCGUCUUCUUCCCCUGUGAUUUCUUCACUCGUCUCUCCAUUGAACAAACCCAACCCCAGUCUCUCAACUUCGAUUGUCAUGGACAGACUGGUGAAACCAGACGUGAAGGAGGUGGAACUGACAUUCAGGAGAGGCCAAAAGAGCACGGUAACAUUCCGUUUAACCAACCUCAUGCACACCAUGUCAGUAGGAGUCUCCUUGACCACCUCAAACCCAUCUUUCUUCUCUUUCAAUCAACCAUAUUCUAUAAUUCAGCCCCUCUCUACCUCGUCCUACACCCUCCUCCUCUCCAAGCCGUCCGAUAAACCCCCUAUUCGCACCACUGCCGACGUCAUUAACGUCCGAUCAUCCAUGCUUCCCACCGGCAAGGCUAAUCAGGACGAUCUUCGCCGCCUUUUCGCCAAGCCUGGGUCACACGUCUUCAGAGACGCUACCAUUCCCAUCACCUUCGUGGGCCCCCAUGUCGUCGACUAUCUCAUCUUCAAUAAUACACAGGUUCCAGAGCUUAAUUCCCUUUUUAGCAAAGCAAUCAGUGGUUGUACAGAAUCAGAACUCACGAACUCUCUACGAUCCGCUGUGGCAUCAGCUAAUGAAAAAUUGGUCGCUGUUUUGAUCGAGAACGGUGGAGAUGUGAAUAGCAAAGAUCUCGAUGGACGAUCCAUGAUCUCACUAGCAGUCAGGGCUGAAAGCAUCGACGUUGUUAGGGUUUUGGUCGCUUCUGGUUGCAUAAUUGACGAGACAAUUGAUAGAGUUCUACAGGAAGUAGCGGCGAUGAACAGAGUAGACCUGAUGGAGGUAUUAAUCACGAAUUACAAAAACAUCGAUGCAAACUCAGUAGAUUGGCACGGUAGAACACCGAUUCACGUGGCGGCGGGUUCCGGCCACGUCGAGAUGAUUCGAUACUGCGUCUCUAUUGGAGGAAACACCGACCUAUCGGAUUGCGACGGGUGGACCGCGCUUCACUUUGCUGCCGAGAAAGGGCACUUGGAGGCCACCGAGUGUUUGUUGAAAUGCUCCAGCUACGCAAAAUACGCAGUCAACAAAGAAGGAAAGACAGCUUUCAUGAUUGCAGUGGAAAACGGACACUCGAAUCUGUACGAUUUGCUGCAAUUAGGAGACGCUUUGCAUCGAGCAGCGAGAGUGGAUGACGUUCACGGAAUGAAGAGUUGCUUGAGCGAGGGAGCUAAGGUGAACGGAAGAGACCAGAAUGGGUGGACGCCUCUGCACAGAGCAGCGUUCAAGGGUCGGGUUGAGAGCGUGAAGAUCCUUCUCAGCCACGGCGCAGAGAUCGACGUUGUUGAUGAUGCAGGGUACACGCCGCUGCAUUGUGCGGUGGAGGCAGGGCAGGUGCAGGUAUCGCUGUUGUUGAUCGCUCAUGGAGCGAAAGCCAAUUUGAAGAGUCUAAAGGGUUUGGUUCCUCGUAAUUUGGAUUGCUUUCAAACUCCCGCUCCUUUUGCUCUCCCCUUGUGUCACGAGGAUCGUGCUUGAUUGCUGUUCAGUUUGUUCGAGAAUUUCAAUUCUGCGUGUAAAUACUGUUUAAACAGGUGAUUUUGGUGAACCCCGAGUAGCUCCGUUGACGAGUAUGAUCGUAUGUAAUCUCGAACCCCAAGUUCAAGCCCCAUCCCCUUCCCCGAUAAAAAAAAAUGUGAUUCUCAUUGGGAUGCCUAACAAUGGCAUCCAAAUCAAUUGGAGUGUACACUUUGAGAUAAAUUUUUCAGAUUUUCGACUCUUUUUUAAGUUAA
Tripterygium wilfordii is the source of this 1936-nucleotide messenger RNA. RefSeq names its product protein VAPYRIN-LIKE-like. Gene Ontology annotation, molecular function: protein binding. Lineage: Eukaryota; Viridiplantae; Streptophyta; Magnoliopsida; Celastrales; Celastraceae. The record is from RefSeq and is a predicted model, not a curated record. The coding region runs from base 273 to 1682 and encodes 469 amino acids. The transcript has a single exon.